UCGUCGAAGUCGGUUCCUGAGAAAUUUUGCUAGAAGCAUCUACUCGAACUCUUCCUUUAGUUUUUGACAAAAGGCAAAUUGCAAUCUUCAAGGACAUAGCCGGAUUCCAAGUGAUCCAGGAACCACUGGACGUUAUCGCAGAGCGCAGGAAAAGAGAAGAGGGAGAUCGAUCGUGAAAUCGGCAAAGAAAUAUGCCGAAAAAAAUGGGAGUGAAUAGUAAAGCCGAGACGUCUAGGGCUCGGAAGAACGCCGUCGAAUCGGAGCGUAAAGACCGUGAAUCUCGAGAAAAAGAAGACCAGUAUUGGCGAGAGGCCGAAGGAGCCAAGCCACGCGCUGCCAAGAAACGCGAAGAAGAAGCCGAGAAGCGAGCAGAGGCCGUAGCGAAGAAAGCCGAGGUGCGUCGGCUUGCCGAGCUUGAGGAGAAAGAGCUCGAGAAGUCUAUUAAGAAGCCGGAUAAGAAAGCCAAUCGUGUGGCCGCUCCGGUACCAAAGGUGACUGAAGCGGAACUAAGGCAGAGGAAGGAGGCGGAGCAGGCAGCAUUGGCGAAGAAGGCGGAGGAGGACAAGAGGAGGCAGAGCCGUAUGGCGGCAGAGGAAGAUUAUGAGAAGAUGGUGCUCGUAACCAAUAGGAAUCGUGAUGAUUCAAUUAUAGAGGCUAGUACUGUGGAUGAUGCCAUUGCUCACUUGGCUAUUUCAGAUAGUUUGCCACCGGAUAGGCAUCCUGAGAAGAGACUCAGGGCAGCCUUUAAGGUUUUUGAGGAGGCUGAGCUUCGUGCUCUGAAGGAGGAGAAACCAGGUCUGACACACACUCAGUACAAAGACUUGAUUUGGAAGCUAUGGAAGAAAUCUCCGGAUAAUCCUCUUAACCAGGUCGCAGAUAAGUAAUAGGUGCACUUUGUGCUGAUGUGGCUGGCAAUAGUCCUAUGGGCUGAGAAAGGUGCUGCUGUGCUGGGGAUAUGUUGAUGGUAUAUGCGUGACCUGGUUGGUGUUGACAGUCUUCUGCCAAAGAUGUUUGGGGUGUGCUUAUAGAAUUUUGCUUGUGGUUUAAGUGUAAUGCUUCCUAUUUAGAUACUAUACCCCUCUGUAUUAUUACUGAACUAUUGUCUGCACCACGGUACUCGUGAUGUUCUUCCUUUGUUUAACAGUAAAUAACAUAGUUAAAUAAGUCCUCUGUAUCUGACCGUUAAUAAUCCAAUUGAUGACUUUCUGACGCUUUUCA
This is a messenger RNA of Solanum dulcamara, 1218 nucleotides long. RefSeq lists its product as uncharacterized. The transcript is spliced from 3 exons. Gene Ontology annotation, molecular function: transcription coactivator activity. The coding region runs from base 192 to 884 and encodes 230 amino acids. Gene Ontology annotation, cellular component: nucleus. The record is from RefSeq and is a predicted model, not a curated record. Gene Ontology annotation, biological process: transcription by RNA polymerase II. Lineage: Eukaryota; Viridiplantae; Streptophyta; Magnoliopsida; Solanales; Solanaceae.